CCGAUCCCAUCUCAUCCCAUUCCUGGCUUCAUUCCGUACCCAUCCCAUCCAGGCCCUCCCCGCACCGCGGCAGGCCGGCCACCGCAGUCACACUGUAGAUGAGUGUUUCGCCGGAGCCCUAAUUCUCAUUCCGAUCCCCACGCACUCGACCGUAGAAUCGCACACAGUGAGCGAUCUCGGCAGCUAGGCGGCGUGCAGCUCCGGUGUCCAGAUCGAUCCAUGACGGGGUGCCUCUGGCCGUGCGUCUCCAGCGCCCAUGCCACGUCGGCGGGGAGUGGCGCGGGUUUGUUCGGGGCCAGGGGCAGGAGCCCGACGGAGGUGGUGAGACACCUGCGCGACCUCCUCCGCUUCGUCGCCGACCACCCAGAGCGAUGCGGUGGCAAACUUGAAGGCAAGCGUUCACAAAAGAUUAUAGAUAUAAGCAAAGGCAUCAGGGAAAUGAAAUUCAUUCUCUAUGGAAAUGGCGAGGGUGAUCCUGUUGCUGAAGCAUGCACGCAAUUGACAACGGAGUUCUUCAAGGAUAAUACUCUGCGUCUAGUAAUUCUAUGCGUUCCAUUUAUGGACUUGGAAACUCAAAAGGAUGUAGGUUUCGUUUUUCAAAAUCUGGCAAGACAAAGGGUAGAUUCAAGGAUGCUUGCCUCUGACUACUUGGAAGUUAACCUAGAUCUUUUGGAUAUUUUAAUGGCUGGGUUUGAUAACACGGACAUUAUGAUACAUUAUAGUUCAAUACUGAGGGAUUGCGCACGUCACCAAGUGGCUGCACGGUAUGUAUUAUAUUCUCAGCAUAUGAAGAAAUUCUUCGAUUAUAUCCAGUUUCCAGACUUUAGUAUAGCAUCAGAUGCAUUCAAGACAUUUAAGGAACUCCUGACAAGGCAUAAAUCAUCAGCCGCUGAAUUCUUCACCAAGAACUAUGAUUGGUUCUUUUCAGAAUUUAACUUCAAAUUGGUACAAUCUUCCAACUAUGUCAUCAAAAGGCAGUCUAUUCAGCUAUUGGGAGAUAUUCUCACAGAGAGAACAAAUUCAGCAGUGUUGCUGCGCUACGUCUGCUCAACGGAGAAUCUCAAAGUUCUAAUGAACCUUUUAAGGGAUUCAAGCAAACCUAUACAAGUAGAGGCAUUUCAUGUUUUCAAGCUGUUCACUGCAAAUAAAAACAAGCCACGUGAGAUUGUCACCAUACUGGUGGCAAAUAAGGGCAAACUCAUCAGGUUCCUCGACGGCUUCACUCUGGAAAAAGAGGAUAGGGUGUUCGAGUCGGACAAGGCCCAAGUACUUGACAACGUCAUAGCCAUGAAGUUGUAGAAUCGACAUGCACUUCUUCUCGUUCUUUUGCUUUUUUUUCAAUUACUUCAUAAAACCGACUUGCAAGUUGGAUUAGGAUGCCUAGCUGGUUUGGGCAAUAUGAUGCCAUGUUAAUUCUUGAGCG
Molecule: messenger RNA, 1423 nt
Organism: Hordeum vulgare subsp. vulgare (domesticated barley)
Lineage: Eukaryota; Viridiplantae; Streptophyta; Magnoliopsida; Poales; Poaceae
Product: putative MO25-like protein At5g47540
Exons: 11
Coding region: 220-1299 (359 amino acids)
Biological process (GO): intracellular signal transduction
Molecular function (GO): protein serine/threonine kinase activator activity
Source: RefSeq, a predicted model, not a curated record